This is a messenger RNA of Gambusia affinis (western mosquitofish), 1683 nucleotides long. Its product is annotated as extracellular calcium-sensing receptor-like. Gene Ontology annotation, molecular function: G protein-coupled receptor activity. The record is from RefSeq and is a predicted model, not a curated record. Gene Ontology annotation, cellular component: membrane. NCBI's taxonomy places the organism in Eukaryota, Metazoa, Chordata, Actinopteri, Cyprinodontiformes, Poeciliidae. Gene Ontology annotation, biological process: G protein-coupled receptor signaling pathway.
UGUUUUUCCUUGUCUCCUUGUCUGGAAGGUUCCAGUGUCAGUUUGUUCAGAGAGUUGUCCUCCAGGAACUCGUAAAGUGUUGCAGAAAGGAAAACCAAUCUGCUGCUAUGACUGUAUACCAUGUCCUGAAGGAGAGAUCAGCAACAUGACAGAUUCUCCUGAUUGCAUCCCGUGUCCCAGAGAGUUCUGGCCAAAUCCAAAGAGAGAUGCUUGUUUCCCCAAACUUGUGGAGUUUCUUUCCUUCGAUGAAGUUCUGUCAAUCAUCCUGGCCACAUUCUCCAUCAGUGGAGCCUUUCUAGCCAUUAUUACUACAGUGAUUUUCUUCCAUCACAGAACAACUCCAAUUGUCAGAGCCAACAACUCUGAGCUGAGCUUCCUGCUGCUCUUCUCUCUGACUCUGUGUUUCUUAUGUUCAUUAACUUUCAUUGGAGCCCCCUCUGAGUGGUCCUGCAUGCUGCGGCACACAGCGUUUGGCAUCACAUUUGUUCUCUGUAUCUCCUGUGUUCUUGGCAAAACUAUAGUGGUUCUAAUGGCCUUUAAAGCUACACUUCCUGGUAGUAAUGCUAUGAAAUGGUUUGGACCUGUACAGCAAAGAUUGACUGUUGUGUCUGUAACCUUUAUUCAGGUUGUUAUAUGUAUCAUUUGGUUGGUUGUGAGUCCUCCCUUCCCAGUGAAAAAUCUGACCACCUACAAGGAGAAGAUCAUCCUGGAAUGUGCGUUAGGCUCUGCUGUUGGUUUCUGGGCUGUGCUCGGCUACAUCGGCCUGCUGGCUGUGUUUUGCUUUGUGUUAGCUGUUCUAGCUCGAAUACCUGAUAAUUUCAAGCCGGCCAAGAUGAUAACCUUCAGCAUGUUGAUAUUCUGUGCAGUCUGGAUCACCUUCAUCCCAGCUUAUGUCAGCUCUCCUGGGAAAUUUACUGUGGCUGUGGAGAUAUUUGCUAUUCUGGCCUCCACUUUUGGACUGAUACUGUGUAUAUUUGCUCCAAAGUGUUUCAUCAUUUUGUUUCAGCCAGAGAAAAACACCAAGAAAAGUUUGAUGAACAAAAAUUGAUAUAUAAUUGUCAAUGAUUUGGAUAGAAUUUUGUGUCUUUUCUAAUGGCGAAUGCAAUCGUCUCAAGCUUAUUACUUCUUUGUCCUUUUUGAAUAUUUACUAUCAAUACUAAUUAUUAUUGCACUCUUUUUCAGCUUGCACUUAAUUUUUAAAUAUCUUAAUUUAUGUGACUUAGUGAAAUACUUUCUCUCUGCUUAAAAUAAAAUGCAACACUACAGAAACUCAGACGGAUUUUACAUAUUUGUUUUCUGAUACCUUUUCUACGAUACUCCUGGGGACAGCAUCACAGACACUGGCAGAAUUUAGAUAUUGUUUUUUGCCUUCUUACACCUUCAAAGACACAUGGUUUAUAUCUUAGCUCUGCGUGUGCUUUACUGGAUUUUCUAUGUUUUUAGCAUGUUUGUUACACUUUGGUUUUGGUUUGAUUUGAAUCUUACCAAAAGAACAGGAAUUUCAUCAAAGAGGUCAGAGGUCACAUGUGGGGUACCCCAAGGUUCAAUCCUAGGACCCUUCUUUUUCAAUAUUUAUGUGCUCCCACUAGGUCAGGAAUCUUAUUUCCUUAUAGCAGGAAAUAAGAUUAGGUACCAUAACUAUGCAGAUGAAUCACAGCUCUACAUUACGAUGUCACCAGGUGA